AUGGCUGACGCCUACUGCGAAAAGCUAUUGAGCACUUACGUCGGCGAUGAUCCCGUGUUUGUACGAUGGGAGGGCACUAGUGUUGACUACCGAUUGCUGAAGCUAUGGGAAGAAAAGCGUUGGUCAAAACUUGCCGCUGCCGUCGAGACCUGCCAAGGUCUCCGUGCUCGGACAUCUUCGAUGAUAGUCAGCAAGUCUAUGUCUCAGAGCGACCUCAACGCUCGUACUGCUUUGGUCGGUGGAGUCACACUGCUAAGAGGUGCCGCACUCUCGAACAGCCGCAGCCACUUUGUCACCACUGAGACGUCGUUGUCCAACAUCUCACAAUUUGGACAGCAGCUGCUCCGCGCGAAGCCUGUGCUAGUCGCAGGUGCGCCAGGCAGUGGUAAAACGUCUGUCAUCAUGGAAGCAGCUCGACUGCUCAACAAAGAGGCCUCACUAAUAACACUCCAUCUGAACGAACAGACAGACGCCAAGUCUCUGAUCGGCAUCUACACUACUUCAACCAAGGAUGGCUCCUUCGUCUGGCAGCCUGGUGUGCUGACGACCGCUGUCCAGCAGGGUCAUUGGGUUCUGAUAGAAGACAUCGAUCGGGCACCAGCAGAAGUUCUUGGUGUCCUUCGACCUCUCGUUGAGAAUGGGUCGCUGUUCAUUCCUAACCAGCGAAAACGUGUCAAGGCCGCUGACGGUUUUCGUAUUAUUGCGACCAUACGCGCCUCCUCCGAGAACUCUCAGUCAAUAUCCUCGCGCCAUGCGUGGCUGACCAGCAAACGUCUAUGGUCUUCCAUGAUGUUUGAGUCAUACGCGAUCAGUGAGGUAGAAGAGAUAGUUGUUGGACGGUUUUCCGCGCUUAAACCCAUAAGUGCAAAUGUCUUCGGAGUACAUGAGAGCCUGAUAGACUUGUAUCGUCACGAUCCUGCUUUCAAAGCUGCCCAAGGCCGGCCUCCAGCGCUCAGAGACCUCCUGAAAUGGUGCCAGCGGACCGCCCGCAGACUUCAAGACAGUGAUACUGUGCUCGGCAACGGCACAGCGAUCCCAGAGAACUUCGCUGGGAACACAUUUAAGGAUGGUCUCGACUGCUAUGCAGCCCAUCUCAGCGAGCCAGUGUUGUACAACAAGAUAGCCAUGUUGAUUGCCAAGGCCAUGAACAUUUCUUCCAGUCAAGUCGAAUUCUACAACAGCCCAAUCGAAAAUAUCGUCACCGAAGACUCGCUGUCUCUGAGAGUUGGACGAAGCACGAUAACGAAGCUUCCUGGCCGCAACAGCCAUAGCAAGCGAAAGCCGUUCGCAAAUACUACAGCUUCUCGACGUGGUCUGGAGGGCAUCGCAGCUAGCAUUGAUUUCUACGAGCCUUGCUUACUGGUUGGCGAGACUGGUGUUGGGAAAACAUCGCUAGUCCAGCACAUCGCAAGCUUGGUUGGUCAGAGCUUGACUGUGGUGAAUCUCUCACAACAGAGUGAAGUAUCAGAUCUCCUGGGCGGGCUGAAGCCUGUCACAGCGGAGUCUCUUGUGGUGCCGCUGGUUGAGACAUUUUCUGCCUUGUUCAGCGAUACCUUCUCGGCCAGCCGCAACGAGAAAUUCCAGUCCGCAGUGAACAAGGCGGUUUCUAAGCAGAGUUGGGCUCGACUUCUCAAGCUCUUCCACGAAGCUAUACAGACCGCUAAUGCGGCUCUGAACAAACCACUUGAUCCUCAACAACCGCAACCAUUCCGAGAGCCUGCCGCAAAGAAGCGUAGGCUCGACAACCCGAAGCGCGAGAGCCUGCGCGAGAGGUGGCUGCUGUUCGACAACGAUUUGAAGAAGCUUCAGAGCCAGAUCGGAAAAAGUGAAGACAGUCAGGCGUUCGCUUUUGUCGAGGGUCGUCUGGUCCAAGCCGUGCGGCAUGGCGAGUGGCUGCUCCUUGAUGAAAUCAAUCUUGCUUCUUCCGAUACACUCGACCAUAUCGCAUCAUUGCUGGGCGAUGCGAACGGCGCACGCCCUUCGAUAUUGCUUGCAGAAGCCGGCAAUGUCGAAAAGAUCGUUGCUCAUCCAAAUUUCAGACUUUUUGCCGCCAUGAAUCCAGCCACCGAUGCUGGCAAGAAGGAUCUUCCACUUUCGCUAAGAGCACGCUUUACAGAGUUAUUUGUGUACUCUGGUGACGAGAACGCAGAAGAUCUGGUGCGGAUCAUCCAGUCAUAUCUCGGCGCAAUCUUGAGCAGCGACAAGAGAGCCGCACUGGACCUCGCUCGUACGUACCUUGGAGUACAGCAGCUCAACUGGGAACACCGCUUGACUGAUGGUGCUGGUGACGCCCCGCACUUCAGCAUACGUUCCCUCGUCCGUUGUCUGAUGUAUGUCAUUGAACACGGUCGAAGCCACGGCAUCCGCCGCAGCAUGUAUGAAGGAUUCGCCAUGAGCUUCUUCACCGCCCUGAGUCGCGACUCAGAAGCUUUGUGCUUUCCGGUCGUCGAGAAGCACUUAUUGUCCAGUAUCAAGAAUGUCAAAUCUUUCCUAGCACAGCAGCCCAAUUUAGCCCAUGUCGAAGGCGAGUUCGUCGCGUUUCGCCACCAUUUGAUCAGUAAGGGCUCGAAUAGUCCCGACCUCCAACCCAACUAUAUUCGUACGCCUUCGGGACCCACCUCUGCUGGCAAGACUAGCAUGGUCGAAUAUCUCGCCAGGCUGUCCGGCAACGAGUUUAUCAGGAUCAACAACCACGAGCAUACAGAUUUGCAGGAGUACCUGGGAAGUUAUGGGUCAGACGAUGACGGAAAGCUGCGUUUCAAAGAAGGAGUGCUUGUCAGCGCUCUCCGUCAUGGUCACUGGCUCGUGCUCGACGAACUCAAUCUGGCUCCAAGCGAUGUGCUUGAGGCUUUAAAUCGGCUACUGGACGACAAUCGAGAGCUUCUGAUCCCUGAAACACAACAGAUUGUCCGCCCACACAAGAACUUCAUGCUCUUUGCUACACAGAAUCCGGCUGGACUCUACGGUGGACGCAAACGCUUUUCAAGAGCAUUCCGCAACCGCUUCCUAGAGAUUCAUUUCGACGACAUUCCGGAAGACGAGCUCGAGAUCAUACUACGCGAGCGUGCUCAAAUUGCUCCGUCGUUUUGCACACAGAUCGUGGCUGUGUACAAGAAGUUGUCACUCCUCAGGCAAUCGUCGAGGUUGUUUGAGCAGCGAAACAGCUUUGCGACCUUGCGAGACCUUUUCAGGUGGGCAUCGAGACCUGUCGAUGAUCGUCAACAACUGGCAAAGCAUGGCUUCAUGCUCCUCGCGGAACGUGUCAGAGAGCCCUCGGAGCGAGAACUUGUCAAAGAAGCGAUCGAGGAGACCCUGAAGAUCAAGCUCGAGACGGACGAUAUAUACAGCGCUGACGCCCUUCCUGCGGCGGUGCAGGAAGCAGACAACAUCGUAUGGACGUUAGCGAUGAGGCGUCUGUAUGUGCUCGUUUCCGAAGCACUUAAAAACAAUGAGCCAGUACUCCUGGUUGGGGCAACAGGCUGUGGUAAAACGCAGAUAUGUCAGGUUGUGGCAGCAGCCUCCGGAAGACCACUCAACAUCUACAACGCGCACACCAAUACAGAGACUGGUGAUCUGAUCGGCUCUCAACGGCCUGUUCGUUCUCACGCCCAACUCGAGAGCGAUGUCCUCGACAGCAUCAGGCCUUUGAUGUCGACAAAUAAUGGUGCUCUAACGGACGACGAUCGAGGCGUGGAAAGCCUCAUGUCAAAGUUCUCGCACAUCGACACCAAGACACUGAAGCCCGAAGCAGUCAAAAAGGCACGAGAUGCGAUCGCUGCCUACCGAUCUUUGUUCGCCUGGAGUGAUGGAAGUCUGGUACGCGCUAUGAAGCUCGGCGAACAUUUCCUGUUGGACGAGAUCUCUUUGGCGGAUGACUCGGUGCUUGAACGACUCAAUAGCGUACUGGAGCCUGCUCGUACGAUUGUCCUGGCUGAGAAGGGCUCCGUUGACAAUGUUGUCGUUGCUCACCCUAAAUUCCAAUUUGUCUCCACGAUGAAUCCUGGCGGAGACUAUGGAAAGCGGGAGCUGUCAGCGGCUUUACGAAAUCGAAUGACUGAGAUCUGGGUUCCGCCAUUGUCGCAGGAGAAUGACGUGCUGCCAAUAGUCCAGAAGUCGCUCAAGGACAGAGCGAGGUUCCUUGCCCCGUUGAUGCUCAAGUUCACCCAGUGGUUUCUGACGACAUUCAAUCCUCUCAGCAGCACGAGCAUACCCUUGAGGGACUUGUUGUCAUGGACACAGUUCAUCGACACGCAGGACCAGCUACCGGCCGAGCACGCAUUCGUCCAUGGUGCGAGUCUGGUGUUUCUGGAUUCCGUUGGUGCGAAUCCUGCUGGUAUGACAGCCUCGACGAUUGGCAACAUCAGCAAUGCUCGUCUACAGUGUUUGGCAUUUCUUCAGGAACUUGUUGUUAUCGACGUAGCGGACCUGUACAACGCACGACCAGAGCUGUCCGCUACAGACGCCAUCAUCAGUGUCGGCCAAUUUGGACUGAGACGUGCGCACAGCGGCAUCAAGACACCAACAGAGCUCGUUUUCGAUGCGCCGACAACUCUGAAAAACAUGAUGCGCAUCGUCCGUGCACUGCAACUUGACCGUCCGGUUCUGCUGGAAGGCAACCCGGGUGUCGGAAAGACCGCCAUAGUCACAGCACUGGCUCAAGUCGUCGGUCAGAAGCUUACUCGCAUCAACCUUUCCGAUCAGACUGAUCUCAUGGACCUCUUCGGCGCCGAUGCUCCUACCACAAACGAAGGCCUUGGAAACUUCGCGUGGCAGAACGGCCCUCUGCUGCAAGCCAUGCAAGAUGGUGCAUGGGUUUUGCUAGACGAAAUGAAUCUUGCAUCGCAGUCUGUGCUUGAAGGGCUGAAUUCUUGUCUUGACCAUCGAAAGGAAGCGUAUAUUGCGGAGCUCGACAGAACUUUCUCCUGCCAUCCCAACUUUCGGCUCUUCGCAGCACAAAAUCCACACCAUCAAGGCGGAGGUCGCAAAGGUCUGCCAGCUUCUUUCGUCAAUCGAUUCACAGUAGUCUACGCAGAUCCGUUCGAACAAGAAGAUUUGAUGCGGAUCUGCAAGGCAAACUAUCCCGAAGUCGACCCACAACAUCUGACAACAAUCAUCCGAGUGGUGUCCGAGUCAGAUCAGAUCAUGCACCACCAGCCAUUCUUUCAGGAAGGUGGACCGUGGGAGGUAAACCUGCGCGAUGUUAGCCGCUGGCUUGCACUUUCCAAACAGCACUCAGGUCUCAAUCCCAUGUACCACUUCGAUACUGUCGUGGCUUCCCGUUUUCGAACCACGAAGCAAAAAGAUGCCCUUGCAGCUGUUCGUGCGGACAACGAGGGCAAUGCACCUCCUGUGAGCACCUACACGAGGCUGAGCCGAAGCGAGCUCAAGAUAGGCAUCGCACUUCUGCAACGUGAUGACUUAUUACAACACAUCGCAGGCACGUACGCUAUUUCGCCGUCAGGACUACCAGCAGCUCGAUCCAUCGUGACAGCGCUCCAGUUUGGUUGGCCUGUCAUCGUCUCUGGCCCAGUCAAUGUUGGCAAGACCGAACUGAUUCGUAGUCUGGCCGCCACGAGUGGCAGCAAGCUGGUGGAGUUCUCAAUGAACGCAGACAUCGACACAACAGAUUUACUUGGCGGCUUUGAGCAGUAUGAUCCUGACAGAAAUCUGCAAGCUAUCCGUCACCGAUUGAUCGCUGUUCUGCACGAGGCACUCGUACAGGGUCUGGCUCAGGAAAUAUCUGUGGACCGUGUGAUCCCGCUAUUGAAAGCAUGGACGACUACAGGUGAUGAGAAUGUUUUGCCUGGGCAGCUAUUGACCGUUGUUUCUGGCUUGAAUUCGCCGAAGCUACAGCCAUUCGUCACUGAGUUGCGGUCACUAGUCGAUGCCAACACUGUGGCCCGCAAACGACAGUUUGUCUGGAACGAUGGCAUUCUCCUCGACGCCAUUCAGGAUGGGUCUUGGGUUGUACUUGACAAUGCCAACUUGUGUAAUGCCUCUGUACUGGACCGACUCAACUCUUUACUGGAGACUGACGGUCACCUUGUGAUAAGCGAACAACACAGCACCGACGGCACGGGUCCUCGACUCGUCAGGCCGCAUCCUGCUUUCCGCAUCUUUUUGACCACGGACCCCAAGUAUGGCGAAUUGUCGCGUGCCAUGCGCAAUCGGUCGCUAGAGGUCUAUAUUUCUGAACCCAUGCGACCGGACGAGACGGUGGGGUUAGUCAGAUAUCACGAGAGUGCUAGACUAAGUCGGCUGCGCGACCUGGCCUUGCGGGACGAGCUCCCAGAAGAACUGGUCGACGCCUAUAUCAACAAUCUGGACCACGACGACGUACAGCUCAUUCGGGUAGGGACGCACGAUCUGUUGAACCCGGCCCUGAGUGCGUCACUGAGUGCGAAUAACGCGUUGCUCCAGCAAAUGCAGCACUCUCGUUCACCUCUUUGGCGUGUUAUGUUGUCUGAGAUGGACAUGCAUACUGCGACGUUUCCUAGGAACAUGCAGCCAUUCUUAUGGUUGCUGAAUGAGCCUGACUUCGCAAGCAUUAUCCAACAGAAAGGUCUCGAGCAGCUGAGACCAUACCACAGAAUCUGGCAGCUUGGAAUGCUCACGUCGAGGAUGCAGCUAUUGAUGGGACGAGUGGUACAAAAGGCUGAGUCUCUGGGAGUGAAAGACCUUUCAGUCCUGGAAAGGUCGGCAGUCGUGACGAAGAACAAGAAAAUUGAUGCCGUUAGUACGCCUGCCGUUUUCGCUUUCAGCCAAGCGGUGAUGAGGCAAAUAGUCCAGUUUCUUUCUUCGCUCACGCCUGAAACCAUUUCGGACGCAUACGCUUUUGAGCAGAUGGCCAACUUCAUCGCGGAUCUGAUGGCUCUGGCAGAUGGAACCGACUUGGAUCUCCCACGAUUGCAAGCAUUCCUCCAGAUCGGGCAAGAGAUCUCCAGCCAUCCAGACAGUCAACAGGGCCCUCUGCGAAACUUUUCCGAGGCUCUUCAGGUGUUCGACAUCUCUCGCCUGGAGUAUGGGCGGGCACUACAAGCGAUGUGGCCCGUCUGGUCGCCCAAGGUUCCGCAGAAUCUCCCUCAGCUCGAGAUCAAAAUGGCGUUAGAAGGUCUGCUUCGGCUGUUGGAUGAAAACAUCAUUGCAAGAUCACAGCGUCGGAUGGAUUUUGUGGAAGUCAAGAAGGGACUCCUCGAUGCUGCUCUCACUGCAUGGUCAUCUGAUGACAGCCCGACUGGAGUGAAGCAACUUUCCGCAUCCGUUCUGGCUCUCGAGCAGCAGGCGUCGGUCUCAAGGCAGGUUCCCAUCCAUUUCGAAGAGAGCUUCCUACAAAUGUUCGACAGGCUGUCAAGCCAGGAAAUUCUGAUGCACAGCGGCGCGGUACUGGAUCUGAUGCCGUUCGUAGACUGUCGCCGUCUGCUUACGGCCGCAAGUUGUGCAAAUGGCUCUCAUGAGAAGGCCCUAGGUGAAUUAGCUGCUCUCUACAGCAAUUACGAUGACAACGGGUCACAACUGACUCAUAAACUGCUCGAAGGUCUGGCUGGGGCGACUUCGCAGCCAUUGAGAGCCUUGCAGACUACACGAGAGGAGAUUGUUCAGAUCAUACGUACGGUCUCAAAGACAUCGUCUACUUUGAGUCGCAGCACACUUGAGGUCGUCCUAAGAAACACCUCAAAGCUCGCUCUCAAUGUCUUCAAGAGCCAUGCGCAUAUCUUGACAGAUGUUCAGCACACCUGGAUGAAUGAAAACGACGAACUCAACCUUCGAGAGUUACUGAACGCUGCAUCUUCACCUCCACCCUUACCGUCGCAGUACGAGUGGUUCGCGGAAGUCAUGCAGAUGCACCUUGUGCCGGCACUGCGCUUACUAUCGAGCAUCGCCGCGACCCCUGACGGCUCUCAAACACAUGUCAUUGGCCUUGCUCUUGCCCAUGUGACCACCGCAGCACUGAUCAUGGUGGUUCCUGACAAGCCUUUCGACCCUGCUCUAUUGCCACAGGUGGAAGCAAAGCGCCACGCACUGCGAAGAAACGAGCUCAUGCGCAAGGUUGAUGCUCAGAGAAUGUUCGAUGUUCGCAACUCAGGCUCGCAAAGCAGUCUCGUUGGCCGUCUUCGUCAGACUGAAAAGUCAAGCCUUGGCAGAGUCCAGGAAGAGUUCAACCUGGUCAUCAGAGGCAUUUUGCAAUCGCCGGCUCUGUCCAACAUGCUUCGUACCGGCGGUACGGAGCUCGAUUUCCAGGAUGCAGGGCGCUUGCGCGAGAGCAUUGCUCGGAUAGCUGGAAGAAUGGACAAGCUCGAUCGUGCUUACGACGACCUCGUGGUCCCCGUCGUCCAGUUGCUAUCGUGUCUAGGACUUGGCAUUGAGCUUUUACAGCAGAAGGACGUUCGUGUACCCCCCGACCCCAAGCUAAUAUCCCAUCUACCUAUGGCCGGUGCCACACCUCGAAAUACUGUUCAUUGGCCAUUGCAAGGGUUGAAGAAGAGCAAUCAUGACCGCUUCCUCUGGCUGGAGCAUCACGCUGUGAAGCAUGCUGUCGAGAUCGGCAGUGCAGCCAAACAUCAUCAAGGUGAUCUGCAGGAUUACCUGACAGUCUUGGACUCCUUCUACGUCCAAUGGAAGGAGCGACUUUCCAAAGACCAAACACAGGCUGAGUCUAAGUCGCGUUACUAUGCUUAUCGUGGCGAAGAAGACGAAGACCCUGACGCAGACCAACGAGAAAUGGCUGAUAUGUUCCCUGUGUUUGAUGAUAGCGAUGACACUCGGAGAAUUGACGGUGAAUCCUCUCAGUCGGACUCUACGAGCACCGCUUUGAGACUUGCGCAGUUUCAGCGAAGAAUGUUUGGAAGUAAGGACUGCAUCGCACCCGAGGUCCUACUUGAGGUGGCAGUCACUCAGUCCAGCAGCGAGUCAUCAUCGUCGCGCUCAUCAUUCCAGCAAGCUUUGCCCGCUUUGUUUCUGCAGCUCGAAGCCCGAAGCAGCUCCCUUAACCAGCCAGAUCAAGCAGAGAGAUUCAACAUCUACACGGACCACAACGUCAAAGAAAUCGAGAAGCUGCAGACUCUGGUCGCAGAUGUCUACUCUCGAUUUGCCGAAAUACACGAGCAUUGGCCAGAACAUGCCGUGCCCGUUGAGGUCCACGCAAUCUGUGAUGACUUGCUGGACUUCACACUUCUGACGCCUCUCGCCAAGCUACUCACCAAAACCGAAAAAUUGCUCGAUAGCGUGGCUCAGUGGCAGAGUGUUGCCAGCCGCGAGUGGUCUGUCGCCAAUCUACAAGAAGAGAUCACGGCCUUGAUAGUCAGCUGGAGACGUCUUGAGCUGUCUUCAUGGUCUAGGCUGUUAGAUAUCGAGAAGCAGAAACAUGAGGACAACGCUGCAUCAUGGUUCUUCAUUGCUUACGAGGCCAUCCUCUACAACACUCGCGCUGUUGCGGACAGCAAUGGCGAUGAUCGCGCGUACUGCUUUGAGCUGGUGAAAACGCUGGAGGAGUUUCUGAAGAGCGCGACUCUUGGGCAGUUCUCGCCUCGACUGAAUCUAUUGCACAGUAUGGCUGUCACACUUACAGCGAUGGGCCAGGAUGACUCGAGACUGCAGCGUAUAGCAGCAGCAGUCAGUCAUGUGCUUGCUCACUAUGGUCGUUAUGCCUCGAAUGUGGAAAAGAAUGUGACCAUAGGCCGAGCCGAUCUCGAGAAGGCCGUCAUCGAACAGAUCAAGUUGGCGAGCUGGAAAGACACUAACGUCACUGCACUCAAGGAUAGUGCUAGGCGCACACAUUACAAGCUGUUCAAGAUUGUCAAGAAGUACCGAGCACUUCUAAAUCAGCCGGUCGCCACUUUCACGUCGGAAGGGCUAAGGUCUAGCACAACGGAGCGGCCUGUACUCAGCGAAGCUGCCCCUCACGACGCUCAGUCCGCUCUCGCGACUUGCGCCGCAAGCUUCUCGGACUGGCAACUUCGGCCGGCGCGAUUGACGAGCCCAUCAAAUGCAGCGCUUGGAAUGCGGCGUGUGUACCUGGCCCAGCAGGGCGAUCUCAAUGUGUCCAAUGAGCUCGAAUCGCUCAGAGUAGAUUUAUCAAAGUCGAUCCAGGAGCUUCGGAAAGAAACACCAUCGAGCCUCACCGAUGAGACGUCGGCAUUGGUCAAGCACCUCCGAGAACGGAAACGACGACUAUUCACUGACACGAUCAAGGACGUCACACACAUGGGCAUUCGCCGAAACUUGGCUAUGACUGACCUGGGCAAACAGGCUGAUACUGCGACUGUCUUGAGUACCAUGCCCCAGAUCCCAAAGUUCGCGACCCUGUCGGGGCACGUCGAAAGUGACUAUGCGCUGCACGAGCUCUUGGAUUUGCUGCCAGCAGCGCGCAACGCACCUACCGAGCACACUCCUGAUCUGACCGAUGGCGAAAUCCGCAGAAGUGUGGGCCUCUUGGAGGGGUUGCUCCUCCAGUCACUCUCGCAGCGAGAGCGCAUCGCUAUCUUCAGUACGGCUAUACUUGAGUUGCGUGCCACAGUUGAUGGACUGUCGAGCCUCCACACAGAUGCAGAUAUCUUCCAUCGCUCGAGCCAUCAUAGCCGGGACAGCAACGCCAUUCAGAUCCGAGCGCAGUGGCUUCCAACGAUCCUCGAUGCCGCUGUUCGUGUUGUUUCCAUACAAGCAAAAUAUGGAGAGCUUGAUCUCUCGGCUGUCACGGCGAGGCUCACUUUAUCAGCAGGCAUUCUCAGGAGUCUCAGCCUGAGAAGAUCCCAGCUGUCACAAUUGCCAGAUGGACUGGUAAGCGAAUCGGCUCUACGAAUCGAUAAUGAGGUAGAGGCUGCGCUGCUAGAACUCGAGCAAGACAUAGUUCGACUUCAGUCGCUCGAGCCAGAAAUUGAGUAUCUUGUGCAGCAGUUGCUCCCCUGGGCAAGACUGGACGAUGUCAACCCGAAUGGACACGCCAAGGUCAAUGGGAUCAACCAUCUCGCGCUCAGCAGUAUUGAUCAAACUGUCCGAGACCUUGUCGACACGGUCUUCGUCGCUCUUCAGCAAUUAUCCAGCCUAAAGACCACCGCCGUCAACGAUACGGAGAGCGCAGGGUGGCUGAUUCAGCAUGAUCGUCGCUACAACGAAAUCGCUCGGGCUUUACACGUGUCUGACGUCAGUGAAAAGCUGUCCUCAGUGUUGUCAAAUCUACAUCAUCUACAGCCUGCAGAUCUCAGGAUCGCGAUAUCGCUGCUCGUGGUGGUCACACCGAUUUUUGAGCAGUUCAAACUCAUUGCUGAACAUUGUCUCACCGAGCAAAUUUCGGUACACGAGCAAACAUUGCGCCUCGCAUGCUUUCUCACCAAGUCGUUCACGAGCAUUGCCAAUGAAGGCUUCUGCACGCCUUCAGAUCCCCACGACGGGCAACAAGAAAGUGGCAAGCUCGAAAGCGGGACGGGUCUUGGUGAUGGCGAAGGAGCUCAAGAUAUCAGUAAAGAUGUCGGAGCAGAUGAGGAUCUGUCAGAGUUCGCGCAGGGCGAGCAGGAGGAUCAAGAUGGAGAGAUGGAAGAUGCCGAGGGCGCUGUCGACAUGGGAGCUGAUGAUCUUCAGGGGAAGAUGGGAGAAUCAGGCGAGCGUGACAGUGAAUGUACUGGCGAGAGUGGCAGCGAAGACGAAGGUCAAGAUCAGAUGGAUGAGGAAACUGGUAGUGUAGACGAUCUUGAUCCGACAGCGGUGGAUGAGAAGAUGUGGGACGAUGCGCAAAAGGAUGGCGAGGAGGAUCAAAAAGACCUCAAGGGCCAGAAACAAAAGGGCGAGAAGACCCAAGAGCAGACAGAAGCUGGUGGUGAGAAGGCUGAGGGCGACAACGAAGGCGAAGCGGAUGACGGUGUACAAGGAGAGGAUGAACUGGUCGAAGAGGAUGACAACACCGGUGAAGGAAAGGCUCAAGCCGAGAACAUCGAUCCCCAUCUGCAAGACGAGCAGGCUCUGGAUCUGCCAGAAGAGCUGCAGCUGAACGGAGAAGAGGAUGAAAAGGACGAUGAAGACGCAGAUGACAUCGACGGCAUGAGUGACGUGGAGCUGCCGGUAGACAAUGGUGAGAAAGAGCAGGUCGACGAUCUCGGUACGCCUGAUCGUGACGAGGAGGGCGUGGCUGAUCAGGACGAGACUGUCGCAGAAGAGGACGAGAACGCCAACCCCAUUGCAGACGACGAUGAGAUUUCUCCAGACCAGGAUCCGGACAACAACCAUGACGAUCAUGUGCAGCGCGAGGGAGAUAUGGAACUCGAAGAAGAUCCGCAGGCCGAAGGGGAGCAGGGCGCAGCCGAUCGGGUCCAGGACAAUAUUAAUCCCGAUCAAGACAUUGAGGGUCAGAACCAGAAUGAGCAGAUGAUGGACAAAGCUGAAGUUCAGAACGGCGCCACAUCGACUGACAACCAAGAACAGGGUGCAGACGGCACAGGUGCGACCGAGCGCGGCCACGGUCGUGAGGACAAGAUCGAGCGCCAGAAGAAAGAGGCCUUACGCAAGCUGGCUGAUGUGAUCGAACAAUGGCAUCAGCGACGUGAGAUACUUGACCCUGUCGAGGACGAUCCGGCUACCGAGGUAAAAGAGGACAUCGAUAUGCAAGAGGCUGACUUCGAGCAUCUUGAUGCCGACGACGCUCAAGCUGAUGCCCAAGCGCUUGGUGCUGCCGGACCCAACGAGACACAAAAUGUUGACAUGAGCAAAGCAAUCCAAGAUAAGGAGAUGUCAAUCGACCAUGAGGACACGAUGUUGCCGGACCCUCAAGAAGAAAUGAGCGAUGAGGUCCGCGCCGCCGAACGACUGAAUCGCUACAAGCGAACGCCAAUAACACAGCAGAUCGACGCGAAGACGGUGCGGUCGUCCCAGAGCAACUCGCUCGUUUCAGAGACAGCUGCCGAUGUUCAACAUCUGGACCUCGAUGCCACCACUCCUCCUUCUGGCUCAUCUCAAGAAACCGCCACCCAGCUCUGGCAACACUGCUCUCAAAUCACACACAGCUUCUCACUCAUUCUCACCGAGCAGCUCCGUCUCAUUCUGCACCCGACCACAGCUACCAAGCUCCGUGGCGACUUUCGAAGCGGCAAGCGUCUCAACCUCAAACGCAUCAUCCCAUACAUCGCCUCCGGUUACAAGCGCGACAAGAUCUGGAUGCGUCGCAGCGUGCCGUCCAAGCGCAAUUAUCAGAUAAUGCUGGCGAUUGACGACUCCAAGAGCAUGGCUGAAUCAGGUGCUGAUCUACUGGCUUUGCAGACGACCGCGCUGUUGUGCAAGAGUCUUGCGAUGCUGGAGGUCGGUGAGAUUGCUGUUGUGGGGUUCGGGGAUGGUAAAGACAAUGGUGAUAGAGGUGUGCACGUCGCGCAUGAGUUUGGGGACGUGUGGAAAGGGCAGGAGAGCGGCGUCAAUAUCUUUGGAAAGCUUGGCUUUCGUCAAGAGGGGACGGACGUCAAGCUGUUGGUGAGGAAGUCACUGGAGAUGAUGAGCGAGGCGAGAUUGAAGAAGGCCGGUGGUGGCGGAAGUGAGGAGUUGUGGCAAUUGAUGAUCAUCAUCUCGGAUGGACAUUGCAGCGAGCAUGAUGAGGUGAGGCGGUUAGUGAGGAAAGGGAAGGAGGAGAAGGUGUUGAUUGUGUUCGUCAUCUUGGACAACAUCAAUAUGGGUCAAAGUCACACAGACGGUGGCAGAGAAGGCACUUCUGCAUCGGAGAGCGUGGGUCAGAGCAUUCUCGACCUCAAGGAGGCGGUGUUUGAGGAAGACGAAGAUGGAGAGAUGAAGGUCACGACGAGGAGGUAUCUUGAGAGGUUCCCUUUCGAGUACUACCUUAUCGUCCGCGAUGUGAAGGAGUUGCCGGGCGUGUUAGGGCGGUGUUUGAAGGGAUGGUUCGGGGAAGUUAGUGGAUCGUGA
This is a messenger RNA of Cyphellophora attinorum, 13887 nucleotides long. Its product is annotated as Midasin. Lineage: Eukaryota; Fungi; Ascomycota; Eurotiomycetes; Chaetothyriales; Cyphellophoraceae. Gene Ontology annotation, cellular component: preribosome, large subunit precursor; nucleus. Gene Ontology annotation, biological process: ribosomal large subunit assembly; rRNA processing. The transcript is spliced from 4 exons. The coding region runs from base 1 to 13887 and encodes 4628 amino acids. Gene Ontology annotation, molecular function: ATP binding; ATP hydrolysis activity. The record is from RefSeq and is a predicted model, not a curated record.